Cuscuta epithymum is the source of this 768-nucleotide messenger RNA. The record is from the annotation of a GenBank genome assembly. NCBI's taxonomy places the organism in Eukaryota, Viridiplantae, Streptophyta, Magnoliopsida, Solanales, Convolvulaceae.
AAUGCUCACCUAGAGAGCCCUUGCUUCAACAUCCGUUUACACCAUCCCAGAGAGCCCUUGCAAGGAGCGCCAUGUUGAUCUAUCAGGAUAUUUUGACUAAUGAUGAACUUCUCUCUGAUUCAUUUCCUUACAAGGAAAUUGAGGAAGGACUGCUAUGGGAAGUUGAGGGAAAGUGGGUUGUUCAAGGAGCUGUUGAGGUAGAUAUUGGAGCAAAUCCAUCUGCAGAAGGUGGCGAAGAGGAUGAGGGUGUGAAUGACACUGCCACUAAGGUUGUUGACAUCGUUGAUACAUUUAGACUCCAGGAACAAGCCACCUAUGAUAAGAAGAACUUUGUUGUAUAUAUGAAGAAAUACAUUAAAGCAAUAUCGGGUAAGUUGACUGGAACUGAACUAGAGGAGUUCAAAAAGAAAAUUGAGCCAGCAACCAAGUACCUGCUUGGAAAGCUUAAGGAUUUGCAAUUUUUUUCCGGCGAGAGCGGUACAGAUGAUGGCAGUCUUGUGUUCGCUUACUACAAGGAGGGUGCCACUGACCCUACAUUCCUCUACCUUCCCUAUGGUCUGAAGGAGGUUAAGUGCUAAGUGGUUGAUUUUACCUGUGGUGUGUUCAACGAGAACUAUAUAUAUUCUAUGUGUUUUCUUGUAGUGCUAGCUCCUAAUAUUUGUAUUUUUGUGUUUGUGUGAUGGGAUUCUCAAAGUAUCUGUUAUGUAUUUGUAUCUUUCAUUUUUGAACAUUUUUGAAGAAUGAUGAUUGCUUUUUGUUUCUAAAAAA